Messenger RNA from Cryptococcus deneoformans JEC21, 3933 nucleotides. RefSeq names its product expressed protein. NCBI's taxonomy places the organism in Eukaryota, Fungi, Basidiomycota, Tremellomycetes, Tremellales, Cryptococcaceae. The coding region runs from base 848 to 3814 and encodes 988 amino acids. The transcript has 3 exons. The record is from RefSeq and is a predicted model, not a curated record.
GAAGACAAUCGGUAGGUCCCCUAUUUUGUCGUGCUCAAGCUUCACUCAGCAAUAGACAAUCGCGAUAUCCCAAGCUGUUACAUACCGCCAAAAUGUCCGAAUACCAGUCCUUCAAACUUAAAACACAACUUGAAGCAGGAGCUUGCCCCCUAUCCACUCCGCCGAUUCUCGUAAUGUUGUAUCUCCAAGGUUCCACGCGGAUAAAGUGUGUGCACGGACAGGUGCCUCGACUACGCCCUUGACCAUCAGAGCGCAACGGCAGCCAAAGCUCCCGGUACACAACCCACCACACAACCAUUACUCCGCCCCACAAUCAAAUAUGAGGAUGCUGUCGUCAAGCGUCAAGAAGUGAAGACGGCCCCUGGGACUGGGGGAUGAGCAGAAGGACAACGCGAGAAGGCGCAGCGUCAUCGGUGGCAGGAUGUAUAAGAUGAAGCCACUUCACCUCUCGUUCAUCGGCUUACUCGAGCAGCGACAGCUGCAGCGUCGAGCGUUCCUAGCCCUUGCACUGUCCUCCGCCACCGACCGGAGACAUCAGUCGCUGAUCCGUUGUAGCAUCUCUCCCCUGAUCGGGCGCUGUGAGAAUCCAUCACUUGCUCGUCCAUCGCCCAGCUUCCACGGGCCGGGCUCCGUAUGGUGCGCUGCUCCCAAAAUGUCUGAGUAUAAGACCACGUUAGCUUGUUUGCUUCAGUAAUCAGUGGCCCAAACAUCUAUUUUUGACUUUCGAUAAACCUUCAUCUGUCAUCUUUUCGCCUCCACGACCUACAACAAAUAAUCUUGAGAGCCCAACAUCAGUAACAAAUAGCGCAGUCACGAAGGUUGAUUAAUAUUGUUGUUGACUGACAAAAUGGGACCUCUACGUCGUCAGCCAGCUAUGCUCGACUUGCACAGCGCCAGUCGCGCUGUUAGCGUCGAAUGGGAUGACUGGGACAAGGAUCCAUGGGGACAGGAAGAGAUAAACCAUGGAAGUCUCAAGAGACAAAGCACUGAUGUACUGGGGGAGACUGAGGAUCGCAAAAGAAUCAAGGAGGUGAGGCAGAGCGACAAGUAUCGGAAGGCAUCAUCCAUUGCGAAGAGGUCUGAGCCUCUCUUGAGAAGACCGGUAAGGUCAUCAAACUCGCCAGACACCACCACCAUUGUGCUCGAACCACGAAGUCGGUCGUUUUCAUCCGCCCGCUUCGAAAAAACUGUCACUUAUGACCAUGCAUCGGCCAUAUCGCCUUGUUCCGAGUAUGGCGAAGGAAUCUCUUUGGUUCUAGGAAUUUCAAAACCUCCCCAACGAUUCCACGCAUCAGAGUAUCCCGAGUCAGCCUACUCCACUGAACGACCAGACCUUGCUGUGUUUGGACAACCCGCCUCUCAACCAAUGGUCAGAGAAUAUACUUCUAUGGGCUGGGAUGGAGAGAAUGUUGAGAACCGCUGUGAUACCGGCAAAGUUCUUGAAGGGCUCCCACUGAUUAAUACCAGUAGAUUAGAGCGAACGAGGAAGGGUAAUUCCAAGUCGCCAUGGCAUCAAGUGUCGCGCAAAUACUCUCGGGCGUCACCUUUGUCAAAUUCUACUGGAGACCAUGAUGCUCGAACGCAUACCCUUUUGCAUACAAUGAAGAGAGGCAAAUCCAAGUCCUAUCAAGGUGGCCUUUCUCUCAAUUUUCAGAGCGUUUCUCUCUCACCAUCACCUAUCGCACCCACACCCUCCCCAACAUCCUCAUCUCACUCUAGUCAAUCAUUCCUUUCCGCCUCCAUGUCUGAUCAUUCCGUCCGUAUUCUCACAACGAUCACAGCCCAGACGCGACCACAUAUGAAUUUCUUGGCCAAUGCAUCUGACGUCUCGAUCCUGGCGCCUUCCACCAUCGGAAUAGGCUACUCUUCGUCUGCUGAUACGGGCUCUCCAGGUAGUUUGCCAGAAAGUCUGGAAGCGGAGUGUGUCGAUCUGACGGAGACUGGUCGUCGGGCCUCGCAUGCGAGUAAGAGAGAUAAGCGACAUUCGUGGAUGAGCCACACGAACACGGUAGACCCGGAAACUGUCGAGAUAAUCACCGAAGAAUUACCAUCUACCCAGCCUUUGAAGUCCGAUCCAGUAUAUCUCAGGCCCUGCUACAUUCUACCUGUUGGCUCUCAAACCCCUUUACAUACUUGUUCGUCUGCGCAAGGACCAAAAUUGAAAAGAGCACAUACCUAUGCCAACUUGAAGGAUCUCUGGAAACUCGCUUCAUUCCCCGGUGGGCUUAUCGAGGUGCAGAAAGACGAAGAACCCGUAAAGCAAGAAAACCAAGGUCUAUCCUCUCAAAUUCUCGAACCUCCUGCUAUCAUCCAACCACCAUCGCUUGGUCCGCCAAUCGAUAUCCUAUCCCGUCCAGUCUCUUCUGCCAUAUCGCGUGACACCACCACAACAGCUCGAGGUCCUCCAACUACCCAUUCUUACUCUCCCUUCCGAUCAGUAUCCAUGUGCUCUCCGCCGGAUACAGUCGAAGAGCUCUUUCCUGAAUCCCCAUUCAACUCCCCCCAACCUGGCAAUAUCGGCAAAAUCAAACGAUCCCCUUUUCAAGCAACUCGUAAUUCCUUGAAAGGGAUGCUAAACAAGUCUUUCAAAGGCCGAUCACUGGCCCAUGCGUUUGAUAAUGCGGAACAGAACAGUCAGCAAAGAGAGUCGUCUUUGAAAUCAAAGAUAUCUGGGCCUUUGCUGAUCAGAGGUAUGCGAGGUGAGAUGGAUAGGAAGAAAAGCGAUAAAGAAUGGAGAGAAGAGGUCUUGAAAGACGUUGUAGGAAGGACGCUGUCUUCGCAAUUCAAGCUCCUUGAAGAGGUAGCUAAGCAGCAGCGAGAAUCUUUACUUGAUAAAGAGAAAAUUAGCCAGAAGACUCCGUCGUUUGGGAUUGGCCUGAAAAACAGGAGCCCAAUACCAGAAACACUUUUGAGCGCCGUUUCGAUAUGCGACAAAGAAAAUCCCAUCACUGCUGAUUCGCACGCAGACAGAAUGAAAAUGAAGAGCGGAACAAGACCGAGUAUGGAAAGUAGCUUGAGCUUGAGGAUGGUAACAGAUGAGACAUUCAACAACCCGAAAACCGAGGGUCUGACAUCUGGACAUCUUGCCAAUUCCAUUGGCCGUAAAAAUCUCACAAACCAAACCCCUCCGCAUCGGCUAUCGGGCAAAGGCCGUCCUACCUCUGCCCCACUUCUCUCUGCAUGGUCUCCACCACGUCCCAAAUCCGAAAAGCUGUCUCAAGUGAUCAAUCCACCAAUUGUCGUCAAUCAUGCGACACCCCGUCCCGAGGAGUCUCCUAAGACCAACCCGCAUCAUCCGCCUUCAUCUCCUUCACCGUCGCCAAAAGCGGGAAAAAGUAAGAGCGGGAGGAUCUCUAGAAGGUCAAGUAUUCUGAACUUGCUCAAAUCCAAAGAUUCAAAACACCAGAACGCCUCCCAGAGUCCUCCUAGACCAAAGAAGAUGGCAAGCGGGACGUUCACUCUCACAGGUAGCAUUCGCUCCUCUUUCUUGGCUAUCAUUAAGAAUCAUAUUCAAACCAUGCAGCAAGAAAAAAGAGGUAAAUAUUCUAGGACACCCUGCAUCAUCCCUCCUUCCACGUUACCCCUUCGUACACCUAUCCAUCAACAUACUGAACUUUAUCGACCUCUUUCAAGAGCGAGAUCAUCGUUCGAGCUGACUUUGAACCUUGAGCCUGCAAAGCCAUUAUUGGAUGAGCUGCUGGCGAGGGAUGACGCGCUGGGCUUUUUGGAAGGAAGAAAUAAAAGGGAGCAGAGAGUAGAGGUUGAUAUUGAGAAGGUGCUGGAAUGGCGUAAAGAAGUGGAAGAAGAUAUCUAGAGAUUAGCAUGUGGUGUGCGAAACGAUGUGGUUUUGGGCUCUGUGUAAAAUCUUUAACUGUUGGGUGGCCUAAUGAGUAAUGACGAUUAUGACGCUGUGAUGAACAUAUCUUGCUAGGA